AUGGUUUCUUCUUCCGACACAGGAGUAUCAGACAUAGUGGACCCCAUGGCGAUUGUGUCAGACGAUGAGAUGCCAUCCGAGGGAGACGUUUACACGUCAGACACCACGAGCACGGAUGACGAUGAUUUUCAGCCGUUCGCUCUGCCAGACAUCGGAGUUGAGAUUCAGCAUGCUGAUGGCAUUCCUGCUGGGGAUCUCCCUCUUGCUGUGAUCCCUGCUCCCGUUCCACUUGCUGCCUUUCCCUUGGCGGAUGUGCCACUCGAUGUCGUGUCAGAUGACGACAUUGAUCUUUUCGAGGAGGGUCCCCCUGAGGACGACUAUGAGGGUGGGGCCCCGAUUGAUGUUGAUGCUAUCCUUCCUAUUGUUGAAGCCCCUAUAGAGGAGGCUCCUCUUGGGUGUGCAGCAUCACUCGAGUUUGAGUUUGACCACGAGAUCGUCAUCGAUCCAGUUUUUCCCCCUGACUUCGAUCCUGAUCAUGGGAUCGAGUUUAUUCAUAUGGACCAGCCCUUAGAGGCGCCUGUGGCUCCCACUGAUCCGUUUUUUGACAUUCCUGCCGAUUUUGAUAUGGACCUUGUUGACCCUGAGCCUGUCAUGGCCCCAGAGCCUGUUGUUGCUCCUGACCCUACACUAGAGCACGACCCUGUUCUUGAUGAUGCACCGGCCCUUGCACCACCCAUUGCUGACCUACCCAUUGUUGCACCACCAUUGGUGGAUGAUCCUAUUGUUGACGCACCUUUACCUGACCCCGUGUCGGCACUGGUUGACCGUGCACCUUUCGCCGCUCACAUAGAUCCUCGUUAUGCUGACACCCGUAACGGGUGGAUCGAGGAUGAUGACGACUACCCACCGUUUGUGCUACUCGUCACUCCUCCCUUAGCACCUGCUUCUGCACCUGCUGAGAUUCCAUUGUUCCACCCACACACCACUGACGUCCAUCGCACUGAUCUUCCCAUCACAUUCCUCCAGGACAUACCACCACCUCGUCCUGGGGAGGGUUCAUCGAGGCAGCCACCUGCUUUUAUUCCUCCCGUGUCAUCAUCUUUUCCGUUCCUGUCACAGUUUCCUCAUGUUGCACCACCUGUUGCACCAUCGGGCGAGCCGUUUUUGUGGACUACGCCCCAUGUUAUGCCAUUAUCUGACCCGUACCACCCAUUUCAUGUGGGGUACACUACGGAGGAUAUACUUGCGUCGCUGCUGUGA
Messenger RNA from Helianthus annuus (common sunflower), 1200 nucleotides. Its product is annotated as calphotin-like. NCBI's taxonomy places the organism in Eukaryota, Viridiplantae, Streptophyta, Magnoliopsida, Asterales, Asteraceae. The coding region runs from base 1 to 1200 and encodes 399 amino acids. The transcript has 2 exons. The record is from RefSeq and is a predicted model, not a curated record.